This is a messenger RNA of Sander lucioperca (pikeperch), 2255 nucleotides long. RefSeq names its product ras-responsive element-binding protein 1-like. Lineage: Eukaryota; Metazoa; Chordata; Actinopteri; Perciformes; Percidae. Bases 103 to 1446 code for a protein of 447 amino acids. The record is from RefSeq and is a predicted model, not a curated record. The transcript is spliced from 5 exons.
CGCGCGUCUUGGCAACGGAAGUUGAACAUUGUUGUUGUUGCCAAGAACUUCCUUGACCGAAGCUAACGUUAACCAGCAGAAUCCAAACAGUUUUGAAGUAAAAUGUCGUCCUGUUGCGUGCCUGGCUGUAAAAAUCGACAUUCCUCAACCAGCAAACUGAAAUUUUACAGAAUACCGUCUGGAUCUCGGCCGUUUCAGGCCAACCGGAGACGUUUAUGGCUACAAGCAAUCCAACGAGCGAACGGCAGUACAGAGGAGCUCAAAGGAAAUGCUCGUAUUUGUGGCGCUCAUUUUAAGUCACAGGAAGCGUCCAUGGACCACGACAGUCCAGACUUUGUGCCUUCUGUGUUUACGUACGCUAAACAGACCCCCAAGAAAAAAGUGAAAAGUUUUGUUCAAAGGUUUUACGGUCGUAGAAAAAGGCGACGCCGUACAGACAAAACAGCCGAAACGGAAGAAAAAACAACUCCACCCAGAGUUGAUUCUCCUGUGGACCUCCAGUCCUCUGUUUUGAUGGGGGAAAUACACACGCCAUCAGUGUCAAAGGAAGGAGAAACAUUAACUAAAGAGGCUGAGACUGAAAGUGAAACCACAACAAUCAAUUCACAAACAACAUCCAGCCCAAACAAGACAUCACCAUCAUUUAAAGCACCGCUAGGCAUCCUAAAUCUAGACAAAAGGAGUCCCAUUGUGUGCCUAAAACAUGUAUUUGUACCAGCAGGUGGGUAUCAGUGUGAGCAGUGCAAUCAGUACUUCACCAGUGUAUCGCAGCUUAUGAAACACAAACGGCAGCAUGAAGAAGAAAGCUCCUCUAUCUGUGACAUUUGUGAAAAGCAUUUCACAAGUCAGGCAGAUUUUACUGAGCACCAGUGUGUCCGCGAGCCUUCCUUUCCGUGCAACGUGUGUGAUCGAUCUUUCACUACAAGCCAUAACCUCAAGCGUCAUAAACUGCUGCAUGUCAAAGAUGGCAGGAAGUGCUCCAAGUGUGGCGUACUGUUCUGUCAGCGUCAUAACCACAUUUUAUUCCUGCCGUUGGCUGAGUCUAUAACUGAGUAUGAAGAGGAUCCCACCACCAUCAAGCCUCGACAUUUCAACAGUAACUUGAUGCCAGAAAGCCAUCUGCUGGAGAAGCCUGAGCCAAGCCAGACUGCUGACCUGAUCUCUAUACCAUUGUUUCUAAAACCGUCCUCUGUGUCACAUCUACCCCCGCCAGUUCCCAGGCUCUCAAGGAACCUGCACAACUAUCCUGCAACCUUCGUUCAGCCCCUUGCCUCCCAACACCCAGAACUACCCCCCGCACUAAAGCUCUUUUCACCACAGUACCUCACCUCAGCAUUACUUGAGGUUAAAAGAAAUUAUGAAUAUAUUUUAAGCAAACCAAGUGAUUGUAAGAAGAAGAAGAAGAAUAUUGUGAAGGAGGAACAAUCCUCUGAUUUCUCCAGAUGAGCAAAUCGUUGAGCACGUCAAAAAGGAAAGAAUUGCUUAUGACCUGGAUAUUGUGCUCUGAUCUAAACAGUUUCACCUCAUAUGUCAAACUAGCAUGUUUGCCUCAGCCGUAAUGUUUCACAUUUCCUUACUACUUAUACCAAGAUCAUCAUAAAGCCAAUAGCACAUUCUGUAAAAACAAACACAUUAGUCGGUUUGGUACAUGCUAAAACAUAAGCUCAUUUAGGCCUGUUCUACUGCCACUAAGCCACACUUUUGCUGCCUGUAUGGCAUGAAGUGGUCACAUUUUGUUUAUGAUAUAUAUACUGUGAAUGUAUUGCUGCACACUUCUCUUCAAUGUCUAUUUUCUUUGGUUGGUAGGCAUAAUCUGGUUCAGCACAUUAAUAUUUUUUUAUGCAAGUGACUGAACUCGUAAUGCUGCUAUUUUUUUAAAUUUGGUAAGAGUUUUUCUAGUCAUUUGUUUUACCACUGUUGUUUGGUUAACCCUGUUCUGUAAGUAAACAGAAUCUGUUACUGAUUGUAAAACUGUGCACUAGGUAGCAUUUGGACUGCAGACUGUAUUCUGUACAUGUAUAACCAGUUUGUUAGUCUGUGGGCAAAUGCACAUUGCUAUUGAUAUCAUGAAUCUCAUUAACUAGCAUCAUAUCUGACAAGAAUUGCCAAUUAAUUCAGCUUUCUCAUCUACCUCAGCUACCGAAAAACCACAUAGACAUUGUCUGUUGUUUUAUAUUAUAGAAAUGUAUUUGCACAUAGUUAUGUUGUUUUUUUUACACGUGUAUGUAAAUUUGGGAUAAACAAGUACGCUAUUA